Oryza sativa Japonica Group (Japanese rice) is the source of this 5093-nucleotide messenger RNA. The record is from RefSeq and is a predicted model, not a curated record. Lineage: Eukaryota; Viridiplantae; Streptophyta; Magnoliopsida; Poales; Poaceae.
UUUCGGCAAAAACGUCCCGCGCGGGGGGCGGGACCAACAACCACCCAUUCCACCAAUGCGGACACCGGCGCUCCUCCCCCGCGGCGUGGAAGCCGUCGUCGUCACCUCCGGCCACCUCCGCCGCCUCGACCCGCACGUCCAUGCGCCGCUGCUCCUCGCCAACACCCUCAUCUCCGCCUUCUCCCGCGCCUCCCUCCCCCGCCUCGCCCUCCCGCUCCUCCGCCACCUCCUCCUCUCCUCCCCGCUCCUCCCCCUCCGCCCCGACGCCUUCACCUUCCCGCCGCUCCUCCGCGCCGCCCAGGGCCCGGGCACCGCCGCGCAGCUCCACGCGUGCGCGCUCCGCCUCGGCCUCCUCCGCGGCGACGCCUUCGCCUCGGGAGCACUCGUGCACGCCUACCUCCGCUUCGGCCGCGUCCGCGACGCCUACAGGGCGUUCGACGAAAUGCGCCACCGGGACGUGCCCGCCUGGAACGCCAUGCUGUCAGGGCUCUGCCGCAACGCGCGCGCGGCCGAGGCGGUGGGCCUGUUCGGGAGGAUGGUCAUGGAGGGCGUCGCCGGGGACGCGGUGACGGUCUCCAGCGUGCUGCCCAUGUGCGUCCUGCUUGGGGACAGGGCGCUCGCGCUGGCCAUGCACUUGUAUGCGGUGAAGCACGGGCUGGAUGACGAGCUGUUCGUCUGUAACGCGAUGAUCGAUGUGUAUGGGAAGCUGGGGAUGCUGGAGGAGGUGCGGAAGGUGUUCGAUGGAAUGUCGUCGCGGGAUCUUGUGACAUGGAAUUCAAUCAUUUCAGGGCAUGAGCAGGGCGGGCAGGUUGCUUCUGCUGUCGAGAUGUUCUGUGGUAUGAGGGACAGUGGGGUCUCCCCUGAUGUUCUAACGCUUUUGAGCCUGGCAUCUGCUAUUGCUCAAUGUGGGGAUAUCUGUGGUGGGAGAUCAGUGCAUUGCUAUAUGGUAAGGCGGGGGUGGGAUGUCGGUGACAUCAUUGCAGGAAACGCUAUUGUUGAUAUGUAUGCCAAGCUAUCAAAGAUUGAGGCUGCCCAGAGGAUGUUUGACAGCAUGCCAGUUCGAGAUGCUGUAUCCUGGAACACGCUGAUCACAGGGUAUAUGCAGAAUGGACUUGCCAGUGAGGCAAUCCAUGUAUAUGACCAUAUGCAGAAGCAUGAGGGUCUGAAGCCGAUUCAAGGAACCUUUGUCAGUGUUUUGCCUGCAUACUCACAUCUUGGUGCCUUGCAGCAGGGCACACGAAUGCAUGCACUCUCUAUUAAGACUGGAUUAAACCUGGAUGUAUAUGUCGGCACUUGUGUGAUAGACUUAUAUGCUAAAUGUGGGAAAUUGGAUGAGGCAAUGCUUUUGUUUGAACAAACGCCUAGGAGGAGUACAGGCCCCUGGAACGCCGUCAUAUCUGGCGUUGGAGUUCAUGGACAUGGUGCAAAGGCACUCAGUCUCUUCUCGCAAAUGCAGCAGGAAGGAAUCAGUCCUGAUCAUGUCACAUUUGUUUCACUAUUGGCUGCUUGUAGUCAUGCUGGCUUAGUUGACCAAGGCCGGAAUUUCUUUAAUAUGAUGCAAACUGCAUAUGGUAUUAAGCCAAUUGCAAAACAUUAUGCUUGCAUGGUAGACAUGUUUGGAAGAGCUGGUCAGUUGGAUGAUGCUUUUGAUUUCAUUCGGAACAUGCCGAUUAAACCUGAUUCUGCUAUUUGGGGUGCUCUGCUGGGUGCUUGUAGGAUCCAUGGAAAUGUUGAAAUGGGAAAAGUGGCCUCACAAAACUUGUUUGAACUUGAUCCAAAGAACGUUGGAUAUUACGUUCUAAUGUCUAAUAUGUAUGCAAAGGUUGGGAAGUGGGAUGGAGUUGAUGAAGUAAGAUCUUUGGUCAGACGUCAGAAUUUGCAAAAAACCCCUGGAUGGAGUUCAAUUGAGGUGAAAAGAUCAGUGAACGUAUUUUACAGUGGUAACCAGAUGAACAUCCACCCUCAACAUGAAGAGAUCCAGAGAGAGCUACUUGAUCUGUUGGCAAAGAUAAGAAGUCUAGGUUAUGUUCCUGACUAUAGUUUUGUUCUACAGGAUGUGGAGGAGGAUGAAAAGGAACAGAUAUUGAAUAAUCAUAGUGAGAGAUUGGCUAUAGCCUUUGGCAUUAUAAAUACUCCUCCUAGAACUCCGCUCCAUAUAUACAAGAAUUUGCGGGUGUGUGGUGAUUGCCAUAAUGCUACCAAGUAUAUAUCAAAAAUAACUGAGAGGGAGAUCAUUGUCCGUGAUUCAAAUCGGUUUCACCACUUUAAAGAUGGUUACUGUUCAUGUGGGGAUUUUUGGUAAAAUUUUAUACAAUAUUUCCCCUGUACAACAGUUUUUUUCUAGUGCUCUAGCUGGAAUUGAUUGAAAAAGACACGCUUUGUCAAAAGGUAGAUAGAAUUAUUUAGUUCUUUAACUAGGCUGAUAUCCUUCCAUUGCAAAUACAGUAUUUAAUGUUUUUGAAAACGUUGUUGUUACUUAACAAUAAUAAGUCUGAACAAUAAAAUGCGCCAUAAACUUCUCAGGGCAGGCUUGAUUGCUGGGUCACUUAUUGUCUUGAACAUGAGAAAUUAAAUUACCUUUUUUUUUACAGCGAGUCUCAAUAAAGGAGACUUCUCUUACCAGGUUUAAUUGGGUCACUUCUGGUAUUGAAACAUGAAAAAAUGAAUUGCUUUUGUACACUAAGAUUUUAAUAGAUAGUUGGAAGUAGAUUACAUAUUUUCCUCUUGCCUUAUUAUUUGUUACUCUCUUCGAAAUUUUGUCACAAUUUUUGUGCUUGGGAUUAUUUGUUCUUGAGAUGAUGCAGGUGAUUGAUUCAGAAGAAUAGAAGAAUCUUAACUUCUGCUGAAUCAAUAUGUGUUUCUGGCUCUACAUGGUAUAUGUUUGUGAAGGAAUGCUUCAACAAUUACUGCAUAAUUCUAUCGCAAAAAAAAAUACUGCAUAAUUUUAACAAAAUCAAUCAAUGAAUUGACAUGUCAGAUGUGGAAAGCAACCCAAUGGCAAAUCUGUUCAUUUAUUAGGAACACACAAAAGAGGAUAGCAGCUUCACACCCAAGGUGUAUCAUUUCUUGACUGUUUGCUGCUUAUGAAUUGCACAAAUCCCACUCAGAUAGUCAGAUUGCAACUCCAUAUAUCACUUUCUAUUGCUUUAAAUAUGAAACCAUUGGUCAGAUCAAUUAUAUUUUCAAUAUGGCUUUGAAUUCAUUCUUAUUAUGGGUUACCCAUUAUCAAUUUUAUGUCAACCUUUCUAUGUAAGUGGUGAAGUCUUAAUGUUGUAUUUACUUUCUAAGGAUGCAAACUACAACAAGUGUACAAAAGCAACAAAUAUUAGCUUUGGUAUUCCACUGCAAUUUCCGUUUUCCAUGGCAACUUGCAGGUAGUUAAUUAUUCAUUGGUUGAGGAAGUGCUAGUCUUAGAAAGAAGACAGAAAAAAAAAAUAGAAAGAACUUUUUGCAACAGUGCCAUCCCCUCCUUAAUCCUUAUCGAUAAGAACUGUUGCAGGACAUCCAAAUGCUGUAUCGUGCAUAGUUUUGGUGAUGUGACAUGUUAUAGAGAAUUCUUGCAGUGGUAGAAGACAGGCCCAAAUGGAGAUGCUUCUGCUGCUUGCUGGUAAUGGGACAUUGAUGACUAUAUGAUAUGCAACCAAGUGAGCUAGCUGCCACAUUGAUCUCGUAUCCUGGAUCUUAGCUAUGUAUUUUGAAAUAGCAAUGUCGAAGACCAUGUUAGAUGUUUUCAACUUUUCAUGUUGAAUUGUUCUAGAAGGCCCUACAUUAUAACACAAUAGGACAAAUGUGUCUGAGAAAGGACAAUCCUGCUUUUAAAGGAGCACAUUAUGAAAAAUUGUUACAAACUAGCACACACAAGUGCUUCUUUAAGGUGAAAGGUAAGUUCUAAAAACCCAUGUUUAUUGUCAGUCCCCUCAAGUAUGAUGGUAACUGUUUGUUUGCAUUUGCAAUGUGGAAUGCUAAGUGUGCAGAACAGCAGAACUUCCCUCUUGGUGAUUGUCUGAAGAAGAUGUUGGAGUACCACAUCCUUGUUAUUAUUAUAUCAAGAGUGUUGAAAAGAGGAUUGCUUUACUACUAAAUCUGCUGCUCCCUGGAUAAAUAGCCAUGGGAAUAGAAGUAUUACAGCUACCAGUUUCGUUGACCAUACAAGCAGGGGAUUCAAUGAAAACAAAGGUAAUACUACAUCUCAUAGUGCCUGAAGUAUUAAACUGUAUUACCGAACAGAGGAUCAUGCUUCUGGUGUUAUGUCGGUGAUCUUGUGAUUCUGGAGAGCUUCAAGAGAAAGCACUGGUCAGUGGUCAUUGUCUUUGGGGACAGGGAGUUCGAUGAUCAGCUUCUUGUUGCUUGAGGCUCGCCCAGUCUUAUCCAUGGUCGGCUGACGUGAUGUUUCAUUGGUGAAUUCUCCAUAGAAGCAGCAGCAGCAGCAGCAGAAGGAACUCUGCAUAGAAGAAGAUGCUGGUACAAGGCAAAGCCGACAAGAGGCACGAGCACGAGGCACCUCCCCGUUUAGUAGGAAAGGGUGCCUGCUGUUACACGAGACAAGCCAUGUCCGAGCGACCCAAAGAUUGAAGAAGAUUGUCAAGGUAGAGUGGAACAGUGGCACAUGGCGCAGAGUAUGUGCCUGAUUACCUCUCUUGUCCGGAGACCCAGAUUAAGGGGGGCCUACGCCGCAACAACCCAUGUACGCUGCUGACCGAGAUCGCAGCAACUUCGGUAGGAGAUGUCUUUGGUUUUUUGCUGGGUUUCACUGGUGAUAGUACAGCGUUGCCACUGUUUUGAUCGUAGUGGUGAUUAUUGAUUUCUUAUUAGGUGGGUGGAUUUGUUGCAAAGGUUCAGUGCUAAAAUCGCUCAUGUUACUGUUGCGAGGGCUGUGGCAAAGUGUCAGCACAUGUUAGUAGUACUACGUGUCAAGAGCUGAGAUAGAGGGUCAGAGGGUGCUGCACCAGGUCAGGUGCAGUGUUCUGAAAACACUCUCGUUCUCGUUAUCCGGGCGUUUGUAUUGGCCCAAGAGUCAAACCAAGUGCACUUUGUUCCUUUGGCGGUUGACAGUUUGACACAACUUGCUGACCGGCUACCGUUUCUCCGUUUUA